Messenger RNA from Drosophila sechellia, 1365 nucleotides. It is a transcript of the gene Bub3, whose product is annotated as mitotic checkpoint protein Bub3. The transcript is spliced from 2 exons. Gene Ontology annotation, molecular function: protein binding. The record is from RefSeq and is a predicted model, not a curated record. Bases 112 to 1092 code for a protein of 326 amino acids. Lineage: Eukaryota; Metazoa; Arthropoda; Insecta; Diptera; Drosophilidae.
GCAUCUCUUCUCCAGACGCCGUGCAAAUUCGUAGUUUGCGUUGUUUUAAGCUGUUUCUGUUUGAAUUUAUUGUCUUAUUAAGCCGUAGUUGCUAGCAGAAAACUUGACAAAAUGCGUCCACCAGAGUUCAAGCUUAACAAUCCGCCAGAGGACCUUAUCUCCGCUGUGAAAUUCGGCCCCAAAUCGAAUCAGUACAUGGCGGCGUCCUCCUGGGACGGAACACUUAGGUUCUACGAUGUGCCGGCAAACCAGCUGCGUCAGAAAUUCCUACAGGAUGCCCCCCUUCUGGACUGUGCCUUCAUGGACAUAGUGCACGUGGUCAGUGGCUCCCUGGACAACCAGCUGCGUCUCUUUGAUGUCAACACCCAGGCGGAAAGCAUAAUUGGUGCCCACGAUGAGCCCAUCAGAUGCGUGGAGCACGCCGAGUAUGUCAAUGGCAUCCUCACAGGUAGCUGGGACAACACCGUGAAGCUGUGGGACAUGCGGGAGAAGCGCUGCGUUGGAACCUUCGAACAGAACAACGGAAAGGUGUACUCCAUGUCCGUGAUCGACGAGAAGAUCGUGGUGGCCACCUCCGACCGCAAAGUGCUCAUCUGGGACCUGCGCAAGAUGGACAGCUACAUCAUGAAACGGGAGUCCUCGCUUAAGUACCAGACCCGCUGCAUUCGUCUUUUCCCCAACAAAGAGGGCUACGUGAUGUCCUCCAUCGAGGGACGGGUGGCAGUGGAGUACCUUGAUCACGAUCCUGAAGUGCAGCGCCGCAAGUUCGCUUUCAAGUGCCACCGGAAUAGGGAGCAGAACAUCGAACAGAUCUACCCCGUGAAUGCCUUGAGUUUCCACAAUGUCUACCAGACGUUCGCCACUGGCGGAUCCGAUGGUAUUGUGAACAUUUGGGAUGGCUUCAACAAGAAGCGGCUUUGCCAGUUCCACGAAUACGAUACCUCCAUAUCCACGCUUAACUUCAGCUCCGAUGGCAGCGCCCUGGCCAUCGGCUGCUCCUACUUGGACCAACUGCCAGAGACGCCGGCCACCGUGCCACAUCCGGCCAUCUAUAUACGCUAUCCCACGGACCAGGAAACCAAGCAGAAAUAAUGUUAUAUACACUUGUUUAUGGCGAAGUUAUACAUCAUUUUUUAAAGUAAGCUACUUAGUAUUCCCUUUUAAUUUCGUGCGCGCAUCUUUGAUGGAAACCCACAUCAGCUUUCCCAGCACAAAUAAAAACUCUAUAAAACUCAUGACGGAGGCCCCUAUAUACAGACUUAUGAUGCCACCAAAGUUGGCCAGUAAAUCUACACUGGUGUACUUGAGUUUCGUAACAAUUUUGGUCAUGACACGCUGGCCAUAAUAAACCUGGGCUUUUAUCAA